This is a messenger RNA of Cladocopium goreaui, 576 nucleotides long. The record is from the annotation of a GenBank genome assembly. NCBI's taxonomy places the organism in Eukaryota, Dinophyceae, Suessiales, Symbiodiniaceae.
AUGCCGCCUCCCAAGUGCUUGGAGGACUGCGAGUUUGUGGCCGUUAAGGCGUCCACUUUCAGAAAGGCUGGGCCGCUGGGCUACUUUACCAAUGAUGGGUUUUUCUUCGCAGAUCUGACAAUUCCUUGGGAUGGCACUUCUCGGUUGCCAAGGCUGGCCAAGACGGCGGAAUUUAGUAAAGAGGCCAAGGGGCAGGUGAUUUUCCGGCAGGGCGAUCCAGGCAAAGGUUGCUUCAUGCUGGUGAAGGGUCAGGUCACCGUGCACGUGCGCAAGGGUGCGAAGGGGCACCGUUGGCCUCCCACACCGCGCAUGGCGGGCGGCGACAUGCCAACUUUGACCGAGUGGCGGAGGAGCGGAUUGGAGGCCUUUGACGAUGCCUCACGCCGGGAAGAGCUGAAAUAUGGGCGCCCGCCACGAGAAGAGCAAUCCUUUCGCACCACCGAGGGCUUCAGCACCUUCGGUAAGGAGUCCAACUAUGGAGAUAUGGUGAAGUGGCUCAGAGAGGGCACUCUCUUCGGAGCUGGGCACACCCAGACGGGGAUGACUCCGGGGAUCUCAGGUGUUAACCGUUGCUGA